UCCAAAACAAAAUCAGUCAAGCAGCCAACAUCAGUAAAGCGCACAGCGCGAUCAGCAAUAAAAAGGAGCAAAGGAUUACCUUUUUUGUGGAUUAUUAUAUAAGGAUAACAAAACAAAGCUGUUGAGUGCGAAUUGAAGUUGUGCCAGUGCUAAGUGCGUUUUACUUAUUUAUUUCUCAAACCCAAUUAAGGCGAAACAAAAGCGAAAAGCUCGUACGCCUGCAUAAUGAGAUUAACACAUCGUCUGGCAAUCAUGGCCGCCAUACUCUUGGCUGGCUGCUCAAUCAGUUAUGCACAGGAAUCAGCGUGGGGCGGCGGUUGGGAACCCGCGAAGGAGUCAAUGCUCAGCAGACGCGGCGCAGAGUCCGACAAAGCAGAUCCCGCCGCAGUCCAACCUGCAGAGGUAGAGGGCCGUAAUUAUGGUGUAAAUGAAGCUAUCUAUAGCAAUGAUACUAACGUCGACAUCAAUGCCGUCAUCGAUCAAAUUAUAAACUCCCGCCGCGAAGGCCGUAUUUUAGGCGAAUAUGAUCAAGUUUAUGCCGAUGGUAAUAUCGAUCAGGCGCUGCAACAGGGCGACCACAUGCAGGCACGCAAUCUUAUACGUGACAAACUUUGUGGAUUGGGGCUGAUGAGUUGUGAUGUCGAAGAGAAGCGUCCUUACUAUUCAACAAUUUACGCGCAAGGUCCGCCACCGCCCUCGUUUGGUGGUGGUCCAUAUGGACCGGCCAAGCCAAUGCCACCACCUGGCCAUUUCAACAGUCGUCCGCCACCAUCCUCGUCAUUGAACUCUUUCGGUCCGCCACGUAAAGUUGGUUACGAAGGCGCUUACAAGCCACCUUAUCGUCCAUCUGGCCCAGGACCAGUGUAUAAUGGUCCUUAUUUGGAAAAUCCACCACCCUCUGCAAUUGGCGCCACAUUUAAUAAACCUCCACCCGGUGCUAUAAUUUACGGCAGCAAACCACCAGGUCCCGUCUUCAACGGCAACUCCGACGUACCUCCUCCUUAUGCCUUUGAAAAUCCUGGCGCUGAGAAAAUUCAAGCAUCUGGCUCCUCACAAACCAAUUUUUAUGCACAUCAGUCGUCCUCCGCUUCGGCAUCCUCGUCUUCGAAAGUAGUUGUUGGCAAUUUGAAUGCCAUUCCGGUGCCAGCUCCACAAGGCGGCUUACAACAGCACGUGCACCACCACUUCCAUCACGUUGAGGGCGCUGACGGCGUCGCUGGUGCUCAGGUGCCAACUGUGCCAAUACCAAUUGGUGGUGGGCAAUCGAUUAAUACUGACUUCUCAUCACUUGCACAAUCAUCGACAGCCUUCACACCACAAACUCAAGGUGGUUUCACGGAAUCCAAUGCCUUUACAGCCGGUUAUAAUGGUGCUUCACAAGGAGGACUACUUUCGCAGGCGGCAGCCAAUAGUUUCGGCACAUAUGAGAAACCCAGCACAGAACUCUACAAGCCUUCAGGCGGUUUAGGUAGUUUUGGCAAUGCUGCUACUCAAGGGAUUUAUGACCCAUCUAACGUUAAUGGUGUUGACACUACAGGUAUUUACGGACAAACAGCUGGCGCAAAUAGCUUUGGCCAGAGUGGCUUCGGACAAUCGACCAACUUUGGCCAGUCCAACAACAACUUCGGACAAGCCAGCGGCAGUUAUCACAGCCAAAAUCCCGACUAUUACAAGAAGGAGUUACAAAACUUUGGGGGUAUUGGUACCUCGGCUGGCUACAAUGGCCUCGGAAACAAUUUAGCAGGUCAAUACCCAGCUGGAUAUGACACCUCACGUCAACAAAUCGUCGAUUGUCAAUGUGUACCAUUCAACCAGUGUCCGGCAGCCGAUCGUAUUGGACGCAAGGAAGACCUUAUCUUAGCUAUCGAUCCACGUAAUUUGGGCAAAGACAUUGAAGCUUUGGGUGAUGAGACAGCUACAAACGCCACUGUCAGUGAGACAGAAGAUAAGAAAAAAGAAAAGAAAGAGGAAAAGAAGGCGGACGAAAUUAAACGCAGUAAGCGAGAGGCUCAAGCCGAAGAUAAACAAUCCGACGAGGGUGCAGCUGAUCUGCCACUAGAUGCCGAAGGGCGCACUGGCAUACCAGAGCUCGCAGCCUUCGAGCUAAUAAAGCGUAAAAUUCUUCCCACUUACGGCGUAUCAUUUGGCUUGCCAUACCCCAAUGGUGUAGGUGGUUAUCCUGCAAAUCCACAAGGCGAUUUUCAUCCUGCACCGAAUCCGAAUUUUGGUUCAAUAGGACCGAAUGGCUUGAAUCUAGGUCUUUUAAAUGUAAACCCAUUGGUCUCCGUACAGGUCAGCAAAACUGAGUUCGGUGACAAAGUGGUAAAACCACUGGUCAAUCUUCAUGUUACACCGAAUGCCAAUAUCUUUCAAAAAGUCGGCGAAUUAUUCAAAUCGAAACCCGAGUACACACACAAUACACAUUACCAUCAUCACGACCAUUACAGUAGUUUUGAGCAUGAUCACCAUUCGCAUACUUUUACCGCACCUGGUCCCAUUUACGGUGGCACAGGCCCCAGCGCCACGAUCAUCGAUGUGGUGCCGAGCAAGCCGAUAUAUGAACAUCAUACUACUAUAACGGCACCGGCAAAUACAAUAAUUGAUACCGGGUUUCUCCCGCAGCAUCAACAUCAUGCGAGUCAACAAUUCCAACAUACCUCUUUCGGUACAACAUCCACGGCGAAUUAUUACCCAGGCCCUUAUGCUGCGGUCGGCGAACAUUCUUCAUAUCCUAGCUAUAACUUGGCCAAUACAGGCCCCGAUCAUUUCAGCGGUUCGAUUUCAAGUGGGUAUGGUGCGAGCGGUCAUGGUGCUGGCAUUUAUAGUGAGAGCUUAGCACAAUCAGGAUACUCAACUGGCUUUGGCGCGAGCGGUCAUGCUGGUGAGAUUUUCACUGGCGAGCAUUAUAAUGCGUAUGAAGAGCGCAGUUCUAACACAAGCGUCACCUUUAAGGGGCCAAGUGAGCAUGGUCCGAAACAUCAAAAUAUUAACGAAUUGCAUACUCGCCGAGGUAAAGGAUUGCGCUAUGAGCAUAAUUUGCGCCCCAUACCAACACAAGCGCCUGGUGCUGCUGAAGGUAGCGACUAUGUGACAUUUCCACGCGAUCGUCGUCGACGCGAUGUGGUUGAGCAUGAGGAAGCUGCGGAACGUAAAGAGAGUGUUUUGGCACGAACGGUAAAGGCGGAACAGCGCGCUUACUACGGUAACCGCCCAGUUGAGAAAACCUGCCGCGUCAGUGAGGUCUGUUGCCGUCGUCCUCUACGCCCACCACCACAACAACUUGGACGUUGUGGUACACGCAACGCUGCUGGCAUUACUGGUCGCAUCAAGAACCCAUCGUAUAUUGAUGGAGACAGUGAAUUCGGCGAAUAUCCAUGGCACGUAGCCAUCCUGAAAAAGGAUCCCAAAGAGUCGGUUUACGCUUGUGGUGCCACACUGAUAGAUGCACAACACGUCAUUACUGCCGCUCACUGCAUUAAAUCUCAAAACGGCUUUGACUUACGCGCCCGCCUCGGCGAAUGGGAUGUCAAUCACGAUGUGGAAUUCUUCCCCUACAUUGAACGCGACGUCGUCUCGGUACACAUUCAUCCCGAAUACUACGCUGGUACUUUGGAUAAUGAUUUAGCUGUGCUGAAACUUGAUCAUCCCGUGGACUUUACCAAGAAUCCACACAUCAGUCCCGCUUGCUUGCCAGACAAAUUCUCCGACUUUACUGGCUCUCGCUGCUGGACCACUGGUUGGGGCAAAGAUGCUUUCGGCGAACAUGGCAAAUACCAGAAUAUUCUCAAGGAGGUCGACGUGCCGAUCUUGUCGCACCAUCAAUGCGAAUCGCAAUUGCGUCAAACGCGUCUUGGCUACAGUUACAAACUCAAUCCCGGAUUCGUUUGUGCAGGCGGUGAAGAAGGCAAGGAUGCCUGCAAAGGUGAUGGUGGCGGUCCAUUGGUGUGCGAACGUAACGGCAUCUGGAAUGUGGUCGGCGUUGUAUCCUGGGGUAUCGGUUGCGGUCAAGCCAAUGUACCCGGUGUGUAUGUACGUGUUUCGCAUUAUUUGGAUUGGAUUCGUCAGAUUACGCAAUACUAUAAAUGAGUAACGGCACAGGUGAUGACGACGCAUGUAGUGGCGACCACAACAGCCUAUCACAGCUGUCAGUCGCAAGACCGAGAUGUGUUCCACUUUCACUUU
Molecule: messenger RNA, 4182 nt
Organism: Anastrepha ludens (Mexican fruit fly)
Lineage: Eukaryota; Metazoa; Arthropoda; Insecta; Diptera; Tephritidae
Exons: 5
Coding region: 226-4086 (1286 amino acids)
Biological process (GO): proteolysis
Molecular function (GO): serine-type endopeptidase activity
Source: RefSeq, a predicted model, not a curated record